Ceutorhynchus assimilis (cabbage seed weevil) is the source of this 2391-nucleotide messenger RNA. Lineage: Eukaryota; Metazoa; Arthropoda; Insecta; Coleoptera; Curculionidae. The record is from the annotation of a GenBank genome assembly.
AUGUUGAUUAUAGAUAUAAGUAUGUGGCAAAGCAGGAAAGGCCCAAAAGAAUAUCUCGAAGACAGAGGAAAAGAAGAACUGCAGGAGGAAGGAGAGCUAAGAGCUAUGCCAUGGUACCCAAAAGAAGGAAUGGGCUACCGAGCUGUAGGUAGAAGAUUGGGUGUUUCUCAUUCGACAAUAUUGCGCAUAUUUCGCCGUUUUGAAGAAACCAAUGACCACAACAGGCGCCGUGGACAAGGAAGAACUCGGGGAACAGCGGCUAUCCAUGACCGAUUUUUGCAACUGAAUGCGUUGAGGCAACGUUUUGUGACCUCAAGACAACUAAGGGUACAAUUAAAUACUGCUCACAAUAUCAACGUUAGUGUAUCAACUGUAAGGAGGCGUCUGGCAGAAAGAAAUUUAAGGUUCAGAAUUCCAGCAAGAGGACCAAGGUUAAAUGCAGACCAUAUACGAGCAAGACUUCAAUUUGCCAGGGAACAUGUAAACUGGAAUGCUGAAGAUUGGGAGCAUGUUCUGUUUACAGAUGAGACAAGGUUUUGUCUUUACAGCAACGACCGACGAGUAAGGGUUAUUCGACGACCAAAUGAACGUUACUCGCAGUGUAAUAUUCGCCAAACCGAGUUAUUCAAUGGAGGGUCUGUGAUGUUUUGGGGCGGAAUCUCCUUAACUGCUCGUACUGACAUCGUGUCUUUGCGUGGAGGACCUUUAAAUAGUGCAAGGUACAUCACGGAAAUUUUGUCAGAGCAUGUGGUCCCUUUGGCUGGGUAUAUUGGGGAUAAAUUUUUACUAAUGCAAGAUAACGCCAGACCACACACUGCUAGAAUAGUGCGAGAUUAUUUGAAUGAGGUGGAUAUUGAGACUCUGGACUGGCCUUCACGCAGUCCAGAUCUCAAUCCUAUAGAACAUUUAUGGGAUCAAAUUGGUAGGCAGCUUAGAGAUCAUCAACCCCUACCUGUGUCUUUGAAUGAUGUAGAAAACUUUGUUCGAGAAAUUUGGAUUAAUAUCGAUCAAGAACAAAUAAGACGUCUGGUUCAAAGUAUGGGUCGUCGAUGUCAAGCGUUUAAAAUGAGUUUUAUUAACCUCUCCAACUACCUCCAAAUUGUGGAUAGAGCUUGGAGAUCUUGUAAUGGCCAGACUCUCUCAAUGUUUAUAUCAAUUCGUCACGACCAUGCCAAAUACAAAAAUUUCCAUAUCGAGAGCCCUGAAAAUAUUGUGGGAAAGUUUCUGGAAGCACCGUUGGACGAGCUUAUAGUGUAUCAUCUGAAAUGCCUGUAUGCACUUAGCAUUGAAGAUUAUUUAACUGCCUAUCAAAUACAAAGUGUUCUGGUACAAACAUUUACAAAAAUAUUUCAAGCACAAAAGGAGGAGAAUUGGUGUUUACCUUUGAUGUACUCAACAUGUUCUGAUUUAAGACUAAUUGCUCAACAAGCUGAAAAACAAAGGAUUGGCGUUACAGAAAAACCUGGAGAAUAUUUAGAAAAAGCUGCUGAAUGUUUGUUAGCUUGUUUUAGGAUUUGUGCUGCUGAUAAUCGUACGGAUGACAAAGAUACUAAAAGGAGGGGUAUGAUGGGUUUAGUGAAUCAACUAUUUAAAGUAUAUUUCAGAAUAAACAAAUUACAUUUGUGUAAACCGUUAAUAAGAGCUAUAGAGUCAAGUCCGUUCAAAGAAACAUUUUCUUUAAGCCAGCAAAUCACUUAUAGAUAUUUUGUUGGCCGUAAAGCCAUGUUUGAUAGUGACUAUAAAGCAGCUGAUAAAUAUUUAAGUUAUGCCUUUGAAAAUUGUCAUAGAAUGUCUCAAAAAAAUAAGCGAUUGAUUUUAAUCUAUUUAGUUCCUGUUAAAAUGCUUCUAGGCUAUAUUCCCAGUAGAAAAGUCUUAGAAAAAUAUGAUGUUUUAGAAUUCUCAGAUUUAGUCCAUGCAGUUUGUCAAGGCAAUUUGAAAAGGUUCGAUGAAAUCAUGGAAAAACAUGAAACGUUCUUUAUCGACUCGGGCAUUUAUCUCAUUGUGGAUAAACUUAAAAUCAUUGCAUAUAGAAAUUUAUUUAAAAAAGUUUAUUUGAUUCUCAAUACUCAUCAGAUACCUGUGGAAUCUCUUCAAGCUUCUUUAGAAUUUUUAGACCAGGAUGUUGAUUUAGAUGAGACUCAAUGUAUUGUGGCUAACUUAAUUAAUGAAGGGAAAAUUAAGGGGUACAUUUCACACCAGCAUAGGAAAGUUGUUGUUAGUAAACAAAAUCCCUUUCCUUCAUUAACCACAACUUGAUUGGUCAAUACUUUGUGCCUCGCUUUGUGCUGAGUAUAUUUUAAGUUGGUAAUAUCAAAUUUUGAUUUAUUAUGGAAUGAGCAUUUUUUGUUAAUAAAUUAUGUACUAAGUAUUAAAAUGUGGAACAGAUUUUUU